Molecule: messenger RNA, 3673 nt
Organism: Paramecium pentaurelia
Lineage: Eukaryota; Ciliophora; Oligohymenophorea; Peniculida; Parameciidae
Source: the annotation of a GenBank genome assembly
AUGCUAUCAAAUCAAUAAAGUUCAGCAGAACAUUAAAGUAUACAAAAACUACAAUAAUUCUUGUAAGGAUUAAAUAAAUCAAUCGUUAAAUAAGGCAUUUAAGCAAAUUUGUAAACAAUAUCAAAUAAUUUGGAUGCUGCUGCUAAUGAAAUAGGUUUCUUAUUGUAAUCAAGAGAUUUGAAUGAGUUUAGUCAUAUAGUAAAUAAAUUGUCAUCAGUAUGGAAAGAAUUAUACAAAACUGUUUAUAAUAGUAAAAUGGUUAAUGAGUUUGAUAAUGAGACAAGUGAUUUUCAAUAAAAGAUGGACUUGAUAUCAUAGACAAAAAGGUAAAUGAAAGAUGGAAUAGGAGAAAUAGGUUAAUUAGGAGGUGUACGAGUAUCAGCUUAUCAGACUCCUUAGACAAAAAAUAUGAUGAGAUAGAUGAGUAGAUAAUAAACAGGAUUACCAUCAAUUUCUGGAUAACCUUAAACUGAAUAUAAGCAUAAAAUGAACUAUGAAAUUGAUGACAAUUAAAGGGAGAUAUUGCAAGAAGUCUUAAGGUAGAGUAAUAAAUUGAAUAUGUAAAUAGUAAUGAAAAGAUAUGAUCCAAAAAUAACAUUAAUGGUAAGUCAAGGGACAGAUACUAAUUUAGAUAUCUAAGAAGCAAUAAGAGGAUUUAAUAAAGAUUAUUUAGAGAUUAAAUUAUCAGAAAUUACAAAAGAAAAUUUAAAGAAUUUAGAAGAAAUACAAAAGGUGAUGUAAGAGAAACAUGAGUUAAAUUAAGUGGCUGAAUCAUCAGCAACAGAAAAGUUAAAAUCAAUAUAUAAAACAAUUUACACUAAAACAACUGAAAUGGAUUAAUUAAUGGUAGAGGCAUCUAAAUAAGAACCAUAAAUUGUAAAAGAUGUUUUGGAUGAAUUUUUACAUCAUAUAACACAUAAUUAUAAAGAUAUAUAAUCAGAAACUUUUAAAAUUGUUGCUAAAUUGUUUUAAUAAAUGUAACACAAAUAAAAAUAGGAUGAAUUAUUGAAAAGUAGAACAUUAUAAGUAUAAUAACCUUAACAUAAAAAAGAUAAAUUAAGUUCAUCAAAGAGAGGUAAUUAAAGUUCUGCUGAUGAAUCUUAAGUUAGUGAAAAAAUAAAAUAAGAAUUAAUUGAAAAGAAAAUGGAAGUUGAUAAAAAGAAUUAAGAAAUAUUUGAAUUAUAAAAUAAGGUUAGAUAAACAGAAAAUUAAUAUAUACAAACUGCUUUAGAAUUGGAAUCAAUGAAAUUAAAUGUUAGUAAAUCAGAACAAGAUAAAGCAUAAUUAAAUUAUGAAUUUAAGAAAUUAGAAAAGUAACUUACUUCUUUUAAUUCAAAGACAUUUCAAGAUUAAGCUAUUUAAUGUACUGAUAUUGGAUAAUAAAAUUUAAUUUAAAAAUUACAAAAAGAUAAUUAACAAUUUUAAUAAAAAGUUUAUUAACUAAAAAGUGAAUUAAUUAAAAUAAGUCCAAGUUCAGGGAGAGAAUUAAAAUACUAAUACACAGAGUUUUAAGAUAAAAGUGAUGAUUAAAAUAUAUAAAAUUCAUAAAAUGGAACACCUAGAUAAACAAGUAGAUAUAAAUCUGCAUAUGAUUUUGAAAAUUAAUUGAAUGAAGAUGGUUAUUCAAUUGAUUAAAGAUUAGAUUCUUCUUAAUAAAUGUAUAAGAAUAGUGAAAUAUCAAAUAGAGAAAGAUUAGAUGAUAUGGGAUUUGAGAGAUCUCCUACUCAUUCAAAUACUAUUAAAGCAAGUUAAAAAAUAAAAAAUAAAAAUUAAGUUUAAAUAGAAUCAAGAUAAACAAAUAGUCCAAAAUCUAAUUCAGAAAGAUCUGUUAAAGUAUCUUUGUAAUUGAGUUAAACAAAUUUCAAUCCAAAGAAAAAAAAAUAAAAAUCUAUUCUUAAAAUAGAUGAAGAAGAUUCUACAUUAAAUUAAUCUGCUGAAUUGAAGAAACAAAAAAUUAAAAAGCAAUCUUUCUCUAAUAAAGUAACUAGAAGAUAAACUACUUUAGAAGUAGCAUCCAAAGAUUUUUUUAAAAAUUAAAAUUCAAUUAAAGAUUAAGAUGAAACAUAAACAGCAACUAAUUUUGAAACUUAAAGGACAUAAUCUGGAUAAGCCAUAAAUAAACCUUAAAGAAUUACGUCAGUUGAUAAAAAGAAUAAUGUAAGUGGAAGGAGAAUUCAAACUGAAGGAUAGGAAUAAUUAUAGGAGAGUGAUGAUAGUUAAUCAGAGAAUGGUAACACUAAGGUUAAAUUUUCAAGAAGUACUACUUAAAAAGAAUAAAAAAAAUAAACCAUAAAAAAAGGAUAGUAAAUUACUUAAAGUAAAAAUAUUCAAACAAAAAAAACAGUAGAUGUUUAAAUGAUUGAAACUGUAGAAGAAAUUCCUUCAAAUAUUACAUCUUAAUAAAGUUUAGAUAAAUUUAGUUUAAAAUAAUCAAAUACUAUUGAAGAAACAGAUGAAUAGAUUAAGCAUAAAAAAGAUUAUUUAAAAUUUAAUGGAAGUUCUCCAAUUAAAAGAUCAAGCACAUCAGUUCCAUAAUAACUUUAAAUGACUAUCAAAUUAAAUGAUGAAGAUUAAUAAUAAUUUACAACCUAUUGGCAUUAGAGUAAAUAUUAAUAAAUAUAUUAUUAGGACAUAUUGAUUAAGAAACUUAAACUGAAAAUUAUCUAUUGAUGUAAUUACUAUAAAGUACAAUUACUUAAUUAGAUCUUCCUAUGAAUAUCAAAUAAAAUAUAGCUUAACAAUUACCAAAAAAAUUAGAAACAGCUGUUGCUAUUGCAUUGAAUCAAAGUUAAAUAAUACAUUAAACAGGGGGUUUAAGUUCAGAUAAUUUAUAAUAAUUUGAAUUCACUUCUCCUCAAAGUUCUCGAUAAUCAUAAGAAUCAUUUAGAUAAAAACAACUUAGAAAUUAAAGAUCCCUUGAUUCUCAAGGAAAAUAAAAAUUAUAAACUUUAUUAGAUUUGAAUUAAUUUGAUCCUCCUUAAACAAAAACAAGUUUAGAUAGUAAAAUUGGUUAAUUAACUUAAAAAAACUCUGUAGAAUUACAUGAUUAAGGAAAUUCUGAAAAUAGUGAUAUCAUUUUGAAAUCUAAAGGAGAAUUAGAAAAAUAAUUCUUAAAAUAAUAAGAAUAGGUAUUAAAAAUGGAAGAAUUCUUCAAACCAGAAGAUGAAGAUUUAGGAUAUGAAGAAUUAGCAAAAUAAAUAAUAGCAAAUGAGAAUGGAGGUUAACCUUUAGAAUAAUUCAAAUAAAACGAUCUCUAAUCAGAAAAUUUUAUGAAAAGACUUCAUAAUAAUAUGACAAAUCAUAAAACAAGAGGAGCUGCAGCAAUAUAGGAUAUGUUAAAAAGAUACUAUAAAAAGAAUCCAAAAGAUCAAAUUACUUUUCAUGAAUUUAAAGGAUUUUAUUAAAAAGUAUUUGCUACCCAUAAACAAUGUGGUUUUAAUAUUGUAUGUAGUCAUUUAUAAAGAUUUAUAAUGAAAUUAGGAUUUACUUGUUCUUUAUUUUCUAAACGAAAAGUAAUGAUAUAAUAUUAUUUUAGUUAUUGAAAACUUCCCUUUCAAUACUUAAACCUUUCAAUCCAUUGCAUGAAACAAAAUAAAAAUUAGUGAAUCAAUCAACUACUUAUUAGAAUUCAAGUAAAUUUUAAACUAAUUAACAUUUUUCUGUUGAUUAAUGA